AUGCCUCUAUUGUUCCUCUCUUCCUUUCAAGAACCCCUGGCCGAGAUAUUCUCAGGAAAGCCGGCGCGGAUGUCAACAGCGCUGGUAGCGUUGGCCGGGCUUUCUACAGGCAUCCUCAGCAAUACCCUGAAGCCGUUGUCAAACCUGGAUAGUGUCUUCGUUUCGUUGAGCCAACUUCCCACUACCGUUCUCGCGCGCGCCAAGCACGUCUUCAACACCACAAUCGCCGACUCUCCAAGCAGAGCUCGAGAGCUCACCCUGUCGCAGCGCUAUGCCACUCAGGUCACUGGGAUCCAUAUGAGUCAGGAAGUUUCCGCUGCACUAUGUGUCACCGGGGCUCUGGUCUUGCUGUGUCUAUCCCUAGCUCUUGUCCUUCUGCGGUGGUCCCGCUUCAAACUUCGUCUCACUGAGAUGCUACCGCCUUCUCUGGUCGACUCUUCUUGCGACUGCGACGAGUUUGACUUCCCUGACUGUAGGCCGGUCAACGUUCAGCAAGACGCUCCUCUACAAACGGCUGAUACGCCUGUCAACCCAGUGGAGCAGAGCAUUCCUCAGUAUCGGGCUGAUACGCCUGACUCGGAGCCUAGUACAUUCCCUGCGUCCAUGAUCAAGGAAGAGGAACACGACGAUGCUGAAGACUUCGCUCAGUCUCAUGUCACAUCCCAAAGCUUGCACCGGGACAUUCCUCAUGAUUGGGAUGAUACGUCUGACUCGGAGCCUGAACUUGAACCCCCCACGUCUAUGAUCAAGGAAGAAGAACACGACGGUGCUGAAGACCCCGCGCAAUCUGAACUCGCACCCCAAAGCUCGCACUGGGACCACGGCCUAUAUCAUCAUUCAGAUGCACGGGACGACUCCUGCUUCGACGACGCGCGCGCCGACGAUGAGCGGAUUGUCCUCGAGCUUCUGUCGAAGAGAACGAGGACCAGGCCGGCGCGGCGCAAGGGCGAUUCAUGGUCGGGCAAGGGAAGACGAUACAGGGAUGUGAAGAUCGACCUGAGCCGCGAUGAGGCGCUGUGGCAACCUGGGCGCGAAGAAAGCAUGGGCGCGGCCCGCCAAUUUCACCGUGCCUUUAAUGCGGCCCUGCCGUCCGGUCGUGUCCCGGCUUCUCGACGGUGA
This is a messenger RNA of Trametes versicolor FP-101664 SS1, 1119 nucleotides long. RefSeq lists its product as uncharacterized. Bases 1 to 1119 code for a protein of 372 amino acids. The record is from RefSeq and is a predicted model, not a curated record. The transcript has 3 exons. Lineage: Eukaryota; Fungi; Basidiomycota; Agaricomycetes; Polyporales; Polyporaceae.